UGUGGGGGCAUCUCUGUCUGUCCUGUGCAGGUCUGGAUUCUGGCGGAGAUCCCAGAGCAUCCCGCUCUCUCCCUUGCAGCUGCAGUUACGUGAACUCACCCUCCACAGCACGUGCCCUGUCCUUGGCUAGUCACAUUUCCCAGUGCAGGUUUGGAAAGAUGUUGCCUUUGGAGAAGGCAUUUGCCACCCCCAGGAGCUCCCUGAUUCCCCCAGAACUGCCUAUGCUAGGAUCAGCAGCUGAGGACCAAGAGGAGGACCCCAAGACUGUCGUCGGGAAGGACCUUGAGUUCUCCCGCCAGCACUUCCGGAACUUCAUCUACCAGGAAGCCGCCGGGCCCCACCAGGCCCUGACCCAGCUGUAUGAGCUGUGCCGCCAGUGGCUGCGGCCCGAGGCGCACUCCAAGGAGCAGAUGCUGGAGCUGCUGGUGCUGGAGCAGUUCCUGAGUGUCCUGCCUGACAAAGUACGGCCCUGGGUGGUGGCACAGCAUCCUGAGAGCUGCACGAAGGCAGCCUCUCUGGUGAAGGACCUUACCAAGGCCCUGGAAGAGCCAGGUGGGCCCGUGAGGGCCAGUGAAGACCUGGAAUCCAGCGAGACCCAGGCAUCCCCCGACACCUCCUGUCGCACUCUAGACCCUGUGCUUCUGGAACAGGGGAGCACCGGCGACGAGAAGACUGAAGAGGCCAAGCCCGCAAAGGUUGAGCCGAAGAAGUUGACAUUUCCGGAGGUGCCUCUGUACCUGGGCGAGUGGGGCCACCUGGACCCGGCGGAGGAGAACCUGAAGGCCUUCCGGAAACUGCUCUUGUGGGGGUUUCAGCUUGCCCAGCCUGAUGAUGCCUGCAGGCUGGAGACAGAGGAACUUCGGUUGGUUGAAACAGAACCACCAGAAGGCAGCUUCUCAGGCGGCAGGAGGUGGCAGGAAGGUAAAGAGAACAUGUGUGAGACGCUGAUGGAGAGGAUCACGAGGGAAAUUCUCGUUUGCCCCCUAACGGGUGCUGCCCCAGAAGAGGAAGAGCAGCUGCAGAAGGCUCUGGAGCCUCAGGAGGGGGAACCAAGCCCUGUCACCAUAGCCCACAGGCGGUCAGUCAUCCGGGAGCCAGCCCAGGACAGGGGCACAGCUGGGGGGAGCCUUCCUGUGCCUAUAAGGCCAGCCACCCCACACCAAGGCCUUGGAAGAAAGAGGCCCCGCCCAAAGGAUGUGGGUGGGCAGGGCCCCGAGUGUGUCUCCAGUGUGAGCAACCACCCAUUGUGCCACGUGAGGGAGCCUGAUGCAGCUGGCCACAGCGCAGGGUCCCUGGCCAGGCAGGACCUGGAUGGCUCUGUGGGAGGCUGCCCUGCUGCCGAUGAGCCUGGGCUGUCCCGAGGGAAGCCCUACGCGUGUAGCGAGUGUGGGGAAACCUUUGCGUGGAUCUCACAUUUCAUUGAUCAUCUCAGAAGCCACAGUGGCAGGAAGGUGUAUGCGUGCCAGGGCUGCUGGAAGACCUUCCACUUCAGCCUAGCCCUGGCCGAGCACCAGAAGACCCACGAGAAGGAGAAAAUCUACGCGUUGGGCAGGGCCCUGGGACCCCACCCUGCUGUGUGUGGAACCCAUGCCAGUGGGAGGCUCAGUGGGCGCACGGGGUGUGUGGCGGGUGAUGUUUUCCCUGUGCACUCUGAGGCGCAGAGAUGAGCCACUUGCUCGAAGUGUCCCUAGAGGACAACUUCGCCUGCCCAGGAUUCCAGAGAAAUGUGUCUGGCUCCUUUGAAACCCUUGCGUGGCUUCUUGCAUUGUCUACGUGGACGUGAGUCUUGUCUGUUUUCUAAAUGAGCUCGUGUGGCUAAAGCACUUAGAACCCAGGAAGGGCCCUCGGGAAGCCCUUGUCUCCUUGUAAACACACCCAUGCAGAUGCCCACACGCAAGCACGAGCUGUCAGGUGUGAAAGAAGAUUUCCUCCUCUUCUGUAGCCAUUUUAGCACCACCCGCGCAUUGGAACGUUGUCAUUGUGCAGAGUGUAGAGUUGCCUUAAAGUGUGUGAUUGGCUAGCUCUUGCUGAAGUCAGCCUUGUCCCUGUUCCUCCUGUUCAAGCUCCCCAGGGCUUCUGCUCAGCCAUUGGGUCCUUUCGUAAACACCUGAUGUCAGGUUCACUUCUGAAUCCUCACUAGCAAACUGUUUUCUAGUUAAUGCACGUUGUCCACGUGUGUGGAGUGGCUUAACAAAGAUCACAAAGAUGCUUGGAGCCUAGUAACACAGUGUUUUCAAACUGUGCAUCUCAGCCCAUUAGUGAAUUGUGAAAUCAAAUUAGUGGGUGGCCACCAGCAUUACAACACAAUGAAAUUAGAAUUAAAUAGGUCAAAAUUCAUCAUGUAGUAAAGGCAGAUGAUGUUUUGUGAAACUUUUCAGCCAUAUAUCUAACUAUGAGACCUGGUUGCAGUAUAAGAUGUAUUUCUUACUCAGAGUGUGGAGGGUCAUGAUCAUAGCAGGUUGAAAACACCAGUAAAGGUUGAUGAGAUGUGUCUGCCUGGGCAAGCGGAACUCCUUGGGCUACAUAGGUGAUCUUUUUAUUUUUGCAUUUAAUCUCAGAUUACAGCAUUGUUUCUGUUGCCUGAGCAUAAACUUUUAACUGCUUCUUGUAGAUAAACUGGUGCCUCUUUCCGUCAUGGUGUUUGAGCAGGCAGUCUGUUGUAACGAUGCCUAAAUCACAUAUGCUUAACAUAAUAAAGGAUUUAUUUCUCGCACUCACA
Molecule: messenger RNA, 2719 nt
Organism: Callorhinus ursinus (northern fur seal)
Lineage: Eukaryota; Metazoa; Chordata; Mammalia; Carnivora; Otariidae
Source: RefSeq, a predicted model, not a curated record